UCCUAGCUCAGGGUCUCCCCUGUCGCUGCCUGGGGAAAGAGGGUGUGGGGAAUGAGGCUGAUUAUCUGAGCAAGGAGUGGGGUGUGUGUGUGUGUGUGUGUGUGUGUAGGGAGGGGGUCUGAAGCACCAGCCGCGGUUGUGCCGUGCCUGAAGGAUCUCCACCACUCUUGCUCCUCCCCGCGUGUCAGAGAAGUGAAGGUGGGGCCAGGGGGGCUCCCCUCAGACGCACACCUGCUGCUCUCCUCCUCUCUCCUCCUCCUCCUCCUCUUUGUGCAGUGCAGAUGCUCUAAGAAGAGCAGCCGCGUAAAGCAGUUCUAGGAGGAAGGUUCGCUCUCUUUCGCCGCCCGCCUCUUUCCCUCGUCUUCUGGCUCUCGUGGGCAGCAGGAGACGCCGGGAUGGCAAGAGAGCCCAGCAGCGCCUAGCCCCCUCCUCCGGGCUCCCCACCUCACGACCGGCUGCUGCCCACCGGAGAGCAGCAUGAAAGCGACCCCUCUCCGGAGGCGCCCAGGAAGAAACUUCUCCGGCGUGCGCAGCGAGAGGAGCGCCAGGCGCGCUGAGUGACACCUCUCCUUUCUGGAUGGUGCAAGCGGAGUGCCUGGCAGGGAGCUCGCAGAAGGAGGCUAGCCAAGAUGCCGCUGCCGCUGCUGGGGCUGCCGGGCUGAAAACCCUCGCUCGCUGCUGCUGCUGCUGCACCGGCGCCUCUCCUUCCCGGUUGUGACCUUGGGCUGCCUCCGAUUUCAUGAGCGCCGCCUCGCCCCCCGCUGGCCUCUGAAAUCUGCCUUCCCCUCCCCACCCCCUCCCCCACCCCCGAGCUCCUUCCCUCCCCCACCCCCUCAUGGCUGCAUCAGAAGAAGGGACUGGCUGUUUUCUCCCCAGAGGCAGGUCACAGAGCGACCCCAGCAUCCUCAGUGACACCGCGGGCACCACCGACGCCGGAGAGCACCAAGAAGAGAUGGAUCAAUCCCCUGCAGUGCGUUCUGAUUAUCUGGUCUCAGGGAUUCGAACUCCUCCUGUCCGAAGGAACAGCAAGCUAGCCACACUCGGCAGGAUCUUCAAACCAUGGAAAUGGAGAAAAAAGAAAAACGAGAAGCUAAAGCAGACGUCAACAGUGUUAGAGAAGAAGACCUCCACAAGGCAAGGCCGGGAUGAGCUAAUUAAGAAAGGCCUUCUGGAAAUUAUGGAACAAGAUUCUGAAGGCAAAGCAUGCACUGCUGACGAUGCCACCAGAGCAAUGCUGAGUGAUCCUUCAUCCCCCUCAUGCCAGGCACUUACCUCAGAAGAGACGCAGCAGCAGGAACAUAUAUCAGCCACAACCAAUGCCACCUCAUUUGGCGAGGAGCUGCAUUCAGAAGAGCUGAGAGAAGAUGCAGCCAAGAAGACGCCAGCUUUCACAGUCGAACCAGAAAAUGCCAUCCUGCCAGCCUCUGAAGAGAAUGCGCAAGCCUUACUUCUUUCUGAAUCCACGGAAUCCCCCCCUAAGCAGAUGGAAAGGAACCCAGCACAGCUUCCCAGCCCUCCUCCGUCGCUUCCAAUUCCACCACCGAAGACAGUGUCCAAAGUCUCAAAGAUUGUACCAGCAGCAGGAAGUGAAGUAGAUGAGCCAGCCUUGAAAUCCCCUCCAUCCACUAUCUUGAAGAAUUAUGUCAUUGUUGGUUCCUCCCAACUCUCAGGACAAGCUGCUCCCUUCCAGCCCUCAGGCCAGAAAGUCUCUGAUCCCCACCUCAGAGGACAGCAUACAACACCAACCGGCUCCCCUCACCUCGCUGCUGUCCACCUGCCUUUACCUCCCAGCCGAGUCAUUGAGGAACUUCACAGAGCUCUAGCCACCAAACAUCGGCAGGAUAGCUUUCAUGGAAGAGAAAACAAAGGGUCUCCCAAAAAGCGCAUGGAUGUACGCCCCUCCAGAACAUCUAGCAUUGAGCACAGCAAAGAGAAGGAUAAUUCGGGGAGCUACAGCAGCGAUCCGGAGAACAAAAGGAAUUCUGUUAAGGAAUUGGAUGAGAACAAAGAGAACCUGAUCAUGAGCUCCGAAAUCAAGGAUGACUCUGUUUUCUAUCAGGAUGAAGAGGUCUUGAAUGACUCCAUAAUUUCUGGUACAUUGCCAAGAAAAUGCAAGAAAGAGUUGCUGGCAGUGAAAUUGCGGAACAGGCCAAGCAAACAAGAGCUGGAAGAUAGAAACAUUUUCCCAAGGAGGACUGAUGAAGAGAGACAGGAAAUCCGGCAGCAAAUUGAAAUGAAACUCUCCAAAAUCCAACUUUGCUUCCUGUCAGUGGAUAGUUUGUCCUCAUCACCACCCUAUGAUGGAGGAGGAGGAGGAGGAGGAGGAGGAGGAGGAAGAUGCUUCUUCAUUGAAGUGUUAAUUUGGUUGUCUUUUAAGCAGCAUACAAGUGUCCUCUCUACUCUACUACUGAGCUCUGGUGACCAGUCUAGCAAGCUGUAGGAUGGGUUCCCAACCAUAUUGGGAACCCAGAUGUUGUUGGACUAUAACUCCCAGCAUCACCAGCCACAGAGGCCUUUGAGUGGUCACAGAGGCAUAGGAAACUGCCAGUGGAAACCCCCUGGGUGACCCCUAUUUUGUGUUAAGUAGGUGUGCGCUGGCACACGCAUCCCCUAACCACAUACCCUUGCAUUUGACAUUAACACAGCGAUCAUGGCCAGAGUCAAAGACAGGGCCGGUAAGCCCCGUUCGCAAGAUGCUUCAGCCAGCACUGCAUUCCCAGCCUGGCUGGGAAUUCCUCUCUCUGCCUUGGUAGACCGAGAGAGGUAACACAGCACUGGCUGAAGGGCCUUGCUGGUGGGACUGAAUGGUCCAAUUUUGCAUCUGGCCAUGCCCCCUUCAUCUGAUGUUGACACAGGUGUUGUGGCCAGGCUAGAAGACGGGGCCACUUGGCCCUGUGUACAAGGUUCUUUUGCCAGCACUGGGUUCCCAGCCUGGCUGGGAGCACAUCUUUCUGUCUCCCAGGGAGAGAGGUGUGCUCCCAGCCAGCCUGGGAAUGCAGCGCUGGCUGAAGUGCCUUGCAAACAGGGCUGAGUGACCCCAUUUUUGCACACCCUUGCAUCAGCGUCAGACUCAGGGGGCAUGGCUAGGGGCUGAGGGAUGGCCACAUGAAAAUGGUGGCCUGUGUUCUUUGAAUACGUGUGGCUGUGGCCCUGAAUGGUCAGUUACUACAAUGAUUGGGAACUGGUCUUCAGUUAAAUUCUUAUUGAAAUCUUAUGUGUAUAACUAAAGAUGUAUUGGGUCCUACUUUCAGAGAGUAAAAUAAACUGUAGCAAGAGAUGCAAUAUGUUCCCUUUAGGCAUGAUCAUUUUGUUCACUAAGGAAGUGACUCUUCAUGCCUGUAGUGGUUGCAUCCUAUUUUCGGUGCAAAUUAACCUAGAAUCUGAGCCAAAAGCAUCAGCAGCAACAGCUUAGCUUUUUCUUGUGGCAAUAUUGUAUAUUCCGAUCUAACAGUUGUGAAUUAAAAAUGGGGUUCAUUUGCAAGGCCUCAAGAGGAAAAUGUGGUUUGUUUUUAUUCAGAGAGAGGGAGGUGAACCACAAGUGCCCCGUGGGGGGCGGAUUUAGCACCCAAAAGCAUGCAAUUUAAGACAGACACUUUUUGUUUCUCAACUUGGGUUUCAUUUUGUAUAGUAUCGCCAAAAUGUCAAAAAAUUAAUUUCAGAAAUGUCAGCAGUUUGAAUCUUAAUAAAAUAUUUCC
This is a messenger RNA of Hemicordylus capensis (graceful crag lizard), 3695 nucleotides long. It is a transcript of the gene PHACTR3, whose product is annotated as phosphatase and actin regulator 3. Gene Ontology annotation, biological process: actin cytoskeleton organization. Lineage: Eukaryota; Metazoa; Chordata; Lepidosauria; Squamata; Cordylidae. Gene Ontology annotation, molecular function: actin binding. The transcript has 10 exons. The coding region runs from base 836 to 2440 and encodes 534 amino acids. The record is from RefSeq and is a predicted model, not a curated record.